Messenger RNA from Rhizophagus irregularis DAOM 181602=DAOM 197198, 654 nucleotides. NCBI's taxonomy places the organism in Eukaryota, Fungi, Glomeromycota, Glomeromycetes, Glomerales, Glomeraceae. The record is from RefSeq and is a predicted model, not a curated record.
AUGAAACGAAUAAAAUAUAAACUUUCUAGUAAUAAAACUAAACCAAGCAAGAAUGUUAAUGUUUCGCUGAGAGCACAUAUAACAGAAGCAGGGAACUUUGUUUACCGCCGGGUGGCAGACGGGGGUGACAAUGCCAGGCGUGAUGCUGAGAAUGCCAGACACAAGAUCAGAAUUGAAGAAUUGGAGAAAAAUAAAAAAGAGAUAUUAGCUGUACUACAGCCAUAUGCUUUCCACGAUAUACCUGAUCCUGUAAUAGACCAGCCCAUAAUUAGAUCACCUGGUGAUAACGCAAACAUCAAGCUAUCGGAGGAAGAGAUGAUGGUCUCUUUUCUGGAUGAAAUGAAUAAGAAAAUUGUCAGUGAUGGGAUAAGGCAAAGAAAGUGGGAUGAGAAGCUUGUAAAAGUGAAACCCAUCUUUCCUGAAACAGGUAAACAGGUAUCUGUUAACAAAAAAGCACUUUGCAAGAAAGAACAAAGGGAGAAAUUCAUUCAGAAAGCAUCUGAGAAUUCAAGCACCAAAUGUUCUAAUAUUAUGGUUGAUCCAAAAUCCAAUGCUAUCAGUAGAAUUUUAAAUAUGGAAGUUAAAGCUCAGCUUCCUGCAGAUACUUCUGAUGCACUUUUAUGGAAAAGAAUUGAGCAGGUCAAGAAACUCUGA